Messenger RNA from Racocetra persica, 1594 nucleotides. Lineage: Eukaryota; Fungi; Glomeromycota; Glomeromycetes; Diversisporales; Gigasporaceae. The record is from the annotation of a GenBank genome assembly.
UUCACUAGAUAUAGAAAACAAGAAUGAGGGUUCUUCUGAUAAAAAAACGGUCAGUCAUUUAGAAUCUGCCUUAAUUAAGGAAAUACAAAAAAUUCUGCUGAAUACUAACCAAGAAAUUGGCGGUGGAACAAGCGAAGAGAUUUUGACUAAGGAUGCUUUCGAAAAAAUUCAGCAAAAUUUAAUAAAAUGGGGAUUUAACGACUUUUAUCAUUUUUUAGGAGUUGAUAAAAAUAUAGAGAAAAAGGAACUUAGAAGUGCUUGUGUAAAAAAAAUCAAAGAGUAUCAAGGUGCUAUUGGUAUAAAAACAGAUGAAAAAACCAAAGCACUUUUUCAACUAGCCACAGAAACAAAAAAAAUUUUAUCACUAAGUGCCGAAAUAAAAAACGAACUUGCUCGCUCUGGAGUAAAAACUGAAGAAUUAAUGGAUUAUUUUGGUUUAGGAAAAAUGUCUAAGCAAAUAUCUACUGCCGAACAGAGAGCGAGAGUUUUUCUCGGCUCAGAAAUCAAAGUAACCUAUCGAGAGGGAAUGAUGGUCAUGGGCGAAAGUUGUGGAUUAAAAGAACUUCAAACGAUAUUAGAUAGUGCCCUGCAAAACAUUGGAGAACUGGAAAAACAAAAAAAAGAAGAAGAGAUAAAAAUCAGACUCGAAGAAAGGAGAAUUAAAGAAUUUGAACGCGAGAAACAAAAUACAAUUCCCGAUUUUCUUUUUGACCAAGCCAAAAAAAGAAUACAAAAAGAAUUAGGAAAACAUUAUGACAAGGAAAAAGACUGUCCGGAAAAUGAUAGAGAAAGUGUUUUUAAAGACGUGCAGUCUUUCAUUGGAAAGGCAAAAAAUAGAGUUAAAAAGGCUGCUACUGAGGAGAUUGAUAACGUCCUUGACGAAUUAAAUAAAAUGGAAAAUCUUUCAAUUUCUCUUAACAGAGAUUUUGUUGAAGAAAUUUGGGGAGCAGAAAACCUGGAACAAGUGGAUAAUCUUUACGAGUUAGCCUCCACAGAGAUUAAAAAAGAAGUUAUAAAUUUUUUACAAGUUAAAAUAGUCGAAAGUGAGAUAAGCCAAGCCAAAGCCAAGAGCGAAAACUUCAUUUUUCCUAAAACUCCCGCCACGCCAGGCAUUCCAACAUCUCCUCGUAAUUUUCAAAAGAAAAAAGCAAAAGAGUUUGAAAACCAAGUCAAUACUUUUCUGCAAAGAUUUAUCACUGAACUGGACGAUAGAAUUAUUUUUUUUAAUCUACGAGAUGGUGGAAAAGAUUAUUACAGAGAAUUAGGUUUUACGGAAGGUGAGGAUGUUAGUAGCGUUAAAGAUAGCGAAAACGAGAAAGUGAAUCAACUUAGAGAAAUAGCAGCCAGUUUAAGAAAAGCCAUUAAUAAUUUGAAAUUGUUGGAUAUAGAUUUAGAAAAUCCGCAGGAUUUACUUUCUAUUGCUAGUCAGUGGGAAAACAAAGUUGAGUUAGAUAAAGAGGUAAUGAAAGAAAUAAAACGCCGAGCCCCUGUUCUAAAACAAACCCGUGACAGAUUAAAAAAUGAAUUGGGCCAAGUGGUUGGAUUAUUGGGACAAGACGACAAAAAGGAGGAAAAUACUCCAGUUAUCGAAAAA